GUCCGACCAUCUUUGAAUUGCCCAUGAAAAGUUUUUUCUAUAAGAAGUGUCUCCAACCUCCUCUCUUGAUCACACAAACAAACACCUGAAACAUAAUUCUCUAGGAUUUUCAUUCUAUGUUCUUCAAUCUUAGUUCAAUCUUUGAUCUUCUCUGAUUUGUGAGAUAUCAUCAAUGGCCGACGAAGUGAUUCUCUUGGGCUCCUGGCUUAGCCCCUUUGCAACGAGGGUGAAAAUUGCCUUGGCUGAGAAAGAGAUAGAAUAUGAAUCCAGGGAAGAGGACCUGAGCAACAAGAGCCCAGUACUCCUGAAGAUGAACCCUGUUAACAAGCAAAUCCCAGUGUUGAUCCAUAAUGGUAAACCGGUGUGCGAGUCACUCAUCAUUGUUCAGUACAUGGAUGAAGUCUGGAACCACAAAUCUCCUUUGCUGCCUUCUGAUCCUUACCAGAGAGCGCAUGCCAGGUUCUGGGUUGAUUAUAUUGACAAGAAGGUAUAUAGCCUUGGAAAGCUGCUAUUUACAUCCACUGGUGCAGCCCUAGAAUUGGCAAAGAAUGAUCUCUUAGGCUGCUUUAAGCUGUUGGAAGGAGAGCUUGGAGACAAGCCUUACUAUGGAGGUGAGACCUUUGGCUUUGUGGAUGUGGCACUCAUCCCAUUCUACACAUUUUUCUAUUCGUUUGAGCAGUUUGGCAACUUCAGCGUGGUGACAGAGUGCCCUAAACUUGUUGCUUGGGCUCAUAGGUGCAUGGAGAAGGAGUGUGUUUCAAACACUCUUCUUGACCAACACAAGGUCUAUGACUUCAUGUUGGAGCGCAAAAAGAAGCUCGAGGCUCAGUAAAUCUCUAGAAGACUGUUUGAUUGGAGUGUUGUCACAUACUGUUCCACAAUUCCUUUUUUUCUCUUUGGGGAUCAACUUUUUUAUUUUUCUCUUUUUUUCUUUUUACCUUUCAAUCUCUAGAUGUUGUGUUUGCUUGGGGGGAAUGUUCUCUUCAUGUUAUACUCGAAAUAAAGAAGAGAUUUUUUUGUUUUUGUUUUUAAUUGAGAAAAGCCUGAUUUGAUUGAUAGUAAUGAUAUGAUUCACACUACUUUCA
This is a messenger RNA of Camellia sinensis, 1085 nucleotides long. Its product is annotated as putative glutathione S-transferase. Gene Ontology annotation, biological process: glutathione metabolic process. The record is from RefSeq and is a predicted model, not a curated record. Gene Ontology annotation, cellular component: cytoplasm. Gene Ontology annotation, molecular function: glutathione transferase activity. NCBI's taxonomy places the organism in Eukaryota, Viridiplantae, Streptophyta, Magnoliopsida, Ericales, Theaceae.